UUGAGAGAGAAACAAGUUUUUUUUUAAAUUUUUCUCUUUAAUCUUUUUGAUUAAUCAAUUGUUUUACUUCGGAAAGUUAAUUGUUACUUUUUUGCUUAUGUUUUUUACCAUUGAUUAGUGUUUUAACAUAAUCGUUUUGUUUGUUUCCUUACACCAUGAGAAGAUGAAGAUACCAUAAUAUUAUUUGUUCAAUGCUCUUGGAUGGUGUUAACAAUCAAUAUCUUAUUGGAAACGGUUUUCCAUUUUAUUACAAACCGUUGGUAAUUUUAGUUUAUAUUGUUAACCAUUUAAUUUAAUUGGUUUAUUUCUUCUUCUCUAAAAUCCAUGUUAAAAUGAAUCUAUUGGGUUCUAGACAUCAGUUUAAUACUGAUUCUAAUUGUUUGAGAAAAAGUAUCCCUACCAAUAACAAUAUCAAUAUCAACAAUAAUAAUAAUGUUGAUGAUGUUAUUUUUAGUGAUAAUAAAUAUAAAUUUACUAGUGAUCAAGCUGUGAUACCCAAAGGAACCAUCACCGGUAAUAUUGAAAGUGAUAUCGUUAUGGUGACUUACACUUUUAACGGUAGUUCAACUAAUUCAUCAACAUCAACCUUAACAACGACAACAACAACUUCAACAAUUAAAGGUUCAAUCAGUGGUUCAACAUUACCAAUGAGAUUACGGAUAACCGGUGAUCAGUUGAUUCUUUUACGUAAAGAAAGUGAUAUUAUUGAUAAUGACGAUGAUGAUGAUGGUUUAUUGUCAAUCAAUAAUGUUAAUUCAAAUGAUUCUGGUUUUAUGAUUCAAUUUAAUUUAUCUAAAACUGGUACUGGAAUUGGUCGUCGUCAAAUUGAAGAGUAUCGAACAGUUAAAUUGGUUCGUGAGAAAUCAGUUGGUUUUGGAUUAAGUAUCAAAGGUGGAUGUGAACAUGGUUUACCAAUUUUAAUCUCUGGAUUAACUCGAGAAGGUCCUGCUGAUAGGAGUCGACAAUUGUUUAUCGGUGAUGCCAUUGUUAGGAUAGAUAAUGUUACCCUUUCAUUGACCACAACAACCCACGAGGAAGCAAUCAGAUUAUUGAAACAGGCUGGACAUGAGGUUAAUUUAACGGUAAAACAUUUCAAGAUGGUCUCACCUUUCCUAACCAAAUGUUGGAGAAAAAGAGAGACCUUGGAUAACGAGGCGGGAAACCUUAUGGCCUCAACCAUUACCACCACCACCACCGCCAAAAAUAAUAAUGGUACAACCAGUAGACAGGAAAAGGGGAAAAAACCUUUACAAGAUGAUUGUGAUUCGAAUAUAACCAAAACCAAUGUAAACGGAUCAUCUGGUAAACUUGGCUCAUCUUCAUCAUCCAAUGAUAGUGUUAAUAAUAAUAACAUUAAAAGCGAUAAUAAUAAUAAUUAUGGUAAAGAAAAGGGCAAAGUGAAAAAGGAGGUAAAUGUUAACCAUGAAAAAGAAUCAGAAAUUGACAAUUGGAUUCCAUUAAUAUCAAUUGACCUUGGAAACUGUUUCAUAACCAAAUAUAUUCAUGAUAGUGAUAAAAUCCGACCACAAAGUUUUGAGAUUAGAUGGUUAACCAAUUUUUAUGGACAUUCUAACCGUUCAAACUCAUGCUUUCCAUCAUCAUCAACAUCAUCCUCCUCUUCAUCUACUUCAUCAACCUCUGGAACAUCAUCUUCAUCUUCAUCUACAACCUCAUUAUCUACACCCAAAUCAACUGAUUCGGGUGUUGGUGUUGGCAUUAAAUGUGCCAGUAACAGUACAAUCACAUCUAUGGGAAAUUUCAAGGAACCAUCAUCUCUAAUUGGAGGUGGUGGUAGAUCGAGUAAAACUUAUUCCUCAGCCAUAGUCAUUUGUAAUAAUCAACAAAUUUACUCUCAAUUGUUUGCAAAUAUUGAGAAAAGUGUUAAAAGUGUGACAACCCAUCAAAUGGUCACAUUAAAUGAACAUUUACCUGUAAACGAUAAAAUCUUAUUCAUGGGCUGGAUUAAUCAAGGUUUACCAACGUCAUCAAGUGAACCACAUCGCCCCUGUUAUCAUUGGUAUACACGAUACCUUGUAAUUAAAGGUGGCGAUGCCCUAAUUUACAUUAAACCCCCUCAAGGUCUUUUAUUUACUCCAAAUGAUAAUAAUUCAUCUACCACUAAAACAACAACAACAACCCCAACCACCUCUUCCUCAUCCACCUCCUCAUCUUCCCACCCCUCUACCACUAAUACCAUUAGGUGGUCCGAGGGUCAACCUUACCUUUUCAAGGCUCAUCAAUCAGUAUUACGAUGUCUCAACCCAAAUGAAUAUGUCGAUGAGAGAGAAAAUUGUUUUCUUCUACUAUCUUGUGAUACAAAUUAUUCAUCAUCAGCUACAAAAUCACCUUUAACUUCAAAACACAAAACAUCAUCAUCAUCAUCAUCAACAACAACAACAGAUCAUCAUCCUGAUGGUGAGAAAUCUGAUCUGACAAAUAAUCCAAUUGUAACCGAGACAUCAAAUGAAUCAACAACAACGGCAACUGUUUGUUACUUUUCAGUUGAAACACCAAGUGAAUUAGCACUUAUUAGAAACAAUUGGAAUCGUGCAACUUACCAAUCUGUCACACAAUUAAGGAGUAAAUCAUUUCCUGUUACCUGUUCUGGUAAAUUAGGAAGCUUAAUAUUGGAUUAUCAAUAUGGAUUUAACUUUUCCGCUGCAACAACUGGUCAUCCAAGUGAACUUAAUAAUAACAAUAAACAACAUAACUGGUCAUUCAAAUUUUCACAAUUGAAAACCUCUUCCGAUGACGGAAGGUCCACCCUUUGGCUUUCCUUUCGUCUACCUGUGUUAUCAUCCUCAUCAUCUUCAACCUCUUCACCCUCCUCAUUAUCAACCUCAUCCCGGUACGAGAUUAAUAAGGAAAGAUUAAAACGAUUAACAACCAAUCCCAAUCAACAUCAUGAUAGAUCAUCAGAAACUUUAACACAUUCAUCAACUUCAUCGAUAACUGUUGCUUCCGAUAAUCCUAAUCUUCCAACAGCAUCUUCAUCAUCUUCAUCAGCUGGAUCACUUUUACCAUCAACUCUAAAUCAUCAUCAUCAACAAUCAGAAUCAAUUGGAAAACAAUUUACCAUUGAGACUCGGGAAAUUAAAACAAAUCAACUUCAACAUUUACUUUAUUGUAUCCAUGCAUUUUUAACGGCCAAAGUUAUUUCAGUUGAUCAAUCAUUUAUUUGUUAAUUGUUUCCUAUUCCUCUUCACCUCAAGUCAACAAUCAAUUUUAAUUAUUAUUAUUAUUGCAUAUAACUAAUCAUUAUUCAAGAAAAUUGACUUUCUCUGAUAAUUAUCUAUUGUCUACUGAGAUAAUUGAAAUUUUUGGUUAAUCCCACCUGAUUAACAAUUAAGAUUGUCUAACUUUUCAAGAAUUUACUUUGCCAUCACCAUUCAAAAACCAAAUCAAUUAACUAAUUACCCAAAUAAUUGUUUUUUUUUAUCUUCAUUUUCUUGUUAUAUUUUCUUCCCUUGUCUUUGUAUUUCAAUUGUAUCCAAUGGUGGUGAUUUAAAUUGAUUCAGUUGUUUGAUUGAACUUUACAAUCAAUCAAAUAACGAUGUAAAAUUUUUAUUCACACUUUUGUUUGUGUGUGAAUUUAAAUUGAUUGUUAUAGCAUUUAAAUUAUGGAUUAAAUUAAGACUAAUAAUAAUUAUCAACAUUCUUGAUAACCAACAA
Messenger RNA from Panonychus citri (citrus red mite), 3672 nucleotides. Its product is annotated as serine-rich adhesin for platelets-like. Gene Ontology annotation, molecular function: structural molecule activity; protein binding. The record is from RefSeq and is a predicted model, not a curated record. Gene Ontology annotation, cellular component: dystrophin-associated glycoprotein complex; intracellular anatomical structure. The transcript has 2 exons. Bases 333 to 3185 code for a protein of 950 amino acids. Lineage: Eukaryota; Metazoa; Arthropoda; Arachnida; Trombidiformes; Tetranychidae.